UGUAAACCAUAUGUUUAAAAAUAAAUAUCACAUAUUUAAUCGCCAUUAAUAAACAUGUAUAAACUAAUAAUUAUCAUCGGCAUAAUCAUGGCGAUCAAGAUGAGCAUCGGAGAUGCUAGGCAAGGCAACCACAACAAAACCAACUACUACAACAAAGAGACCAACAAAAACAACACUAAAAACAACACCAAAAACAACACCAAAAACAACACCAAAAACAACACCAAAAACAACACCAAAAACAACUACUACAACCACAACCACUACCGACUCCACGGCCAAUGGGUCCGAACCGGGAAAGUGCUUGAAAGCCAAUCAGGAGUGGAAAGAACGCGCGUCUAUGAAAGCUGUGUCGGCGGGUGCGAGUGUUUGCCCAAACACUAUGUGCUCACCGGUGACAACACCACUAACAGCGAUUGUGUGUCCGAAAGUGAAUGUCCCAAAUCUGGCCAAUCUGUGCCAACACCGACAGAAGCGACAGAUAAGCUGUUACAAGUGGCCGAUACGGCGACAGACACGGCAUCCGAACCGGGAAAGUGUCCGAAAGCCAAUCAGGUGUGGAAAGAAGAUUCGGACAAAUGUCUAAGUAAUUGCUCCAAUUGGAGGACCGGAGACAUUAACUGUAUGUCAUACCCGGGGCCGGGAUGCGAGUGCGCGCCCGACCAUUACGUGCACGACAUCACUGCCGAGUAAACAACAACAACGGAACCGACAGAUAAGCUGUUACAAGUAGCCGAUACAGAAACAGAUACGGCAACGACAACAUCAAAAACAUCAGCAAAAAAACCAAAAACAAUAAUAACAACAACACCGCAAACCACAACCACUACUGAAUCCACGGCCAACGCAACCGAACCGGUAAAGUGUGCGAAAGCCAAUCAGGUGUGGAACGAAGAGGCGUCCAUUCAUUGUCCCAUCAGUUGCUCCAAUAGACGUACGUUCGGACCCAUCAACUGCAUGGAGACCCCGGGCCCGGCGUGUGAGUGCGCGCGCGACUUCUUCAUACACGACACCACCAAAGAGUGUGUCCCCGAAGAUGACUGUCCAAAGAAAUCUGGCUGA
Messenger RNA from Medioppia subpectinata, 1062 nucleotides. Lineage: Eukaryota; Metazoa; Arthropoda; Arachnida; Sarcoptiformes; Oppiidae. The record is from the annotation of a GenBank genome assembly.